Dromiciops gliroides (monito del monte) is the source of this 977-nucleotide messenger RNA. RefSeq names its product zinc-alpha-2-glycoprotein-like. The transcript has 4 exons. Gene Ontology annotation, cellular component: external side of plasma membrane. The record is from RefSeq and is a predicted model, not a curated record. Bases 53 to 649 code for a protein of 198 amino acids. Gene Ontology annotation, biological process: immune response. NCBI's taxonomy places the organism in Eukaryota, Metazoa, Chordata, Mammalia, Microbiotheria, Microbiotheriidae.
CUCAGCUGAAUCUGACCAGAUUUCUGGGCUGAAAUACAUCUCUGAAUUUGGAAUGAUGGGGCCCCUGACCACUGUCUUCUUCCUGCUAUUUUAUUCAGGGACCACAGUUCUUGGCUAUCGGCCCCUAAAACCACCACAAUCAUGUGAUUCUCUGGUCUAUAAGGACUCAGCCCAGUCAAAACCCACGUCUUUAUUCACCAACAAAGCCUACUUCAAUGGACAACUCGUUUACCAAUAUGAUAGCAACAGCCAGAAGGCGGUGCCUGAACCAGGAUGGGACAAUGUGGAAGACUGGGAAAAUCUGAGUCAACUUCAGAAACAAAGAGGAGAUUUUUUAACAGAGAACCUGAAAGAAAUCAUGGACUUCAAUCACGAUGCCAGUGGUUCACAUGUCUUGAGUGGACGUUACGGCUGUACACUUUGCCAGGAUGGUGCCACUGACGGAUUCUGGAGUUAUAACUAUGAUAGAAAACCCUUCAUUGAAUUCGACAAAAACCAACCAGCCUGGAUCCCAAAGGUUCCUGCAGCUGAAAUGAUCAAAGAACAAUGGGAGAAAGACCCAGGUGCUGUGGAUCGGUCCAAGGAUUACCUGGAAAAGGACUGUAUUGAGAAGCUCAAACAAUACCGUGAUUAUAAGAAGGCUAAUUAGGACAAGCCAGGGGGCCAAGACAGGGGAAUUAAGCUCCAUCCUAAUCGCAAUCAAGAAGAGAAUGAGAAGCUGUGAAGAUCUUCAUCAUCAUGGCUACCACCAUCACCACUAUCACUAUACUUAACAGUCACCUGUCGGGGGCAGCUAGGUGGUGCAGUGGAUAGAGCACCGGCCCUGGAUUCAGGAGGACCUGAGUUCAAAUCCAGCCUCAGACACUUAACACUUACUAGCUGUGUGACCCUGGGCAAGUCACUUAACCCCCAUUGCCCCACCAAAAAAAAAAAAGUAAAAAAAAAAAAAUAGGCAGUCACCUGUCAUUGGAUUUCCA